Messenger RNA from Phyllotreta striolata, 1976 nucleotides. The record is from the annotation of a GenBank genome assembly. Lineage: Eukaryota; Metazoa; Arthropoda; Insecta; Coleoptera; Chrysomelidae.
UACAAUUAAGAUUAAAUUCGAUGGGCACAAUUAAUUCAGUUUUUAUUAGAAUUAAACUAUUACUUUUACCGUGUUCGCAAACACUGCAGCUUUUUUUUUAAUCUGGCGGUCAAGCGUGAAGUUAGGUCCGUGAAGUUCGCGUUAAAGAAUUUUCAAGUUCAUCGAAAUUGAACUAAAAACAAGUUAAUCGCCGUUAAAGUUUCGUAAUAACUUCGCGAUAUGUUGCGCGUAGACGACGAUAACGAUAAAAAGGUGCGCGGGCACAGUCGCUGCUCCAGCGAUUCCAGCCAAUUCAUCGAGGCGACGAAAAGGGACGCCCUGAAUCGCCUGCAAAACGAAUUGGACAAAAUCCUGCAAACCGACGAGUCGGGCAAAUCGGCCACCAUGCGCAAGGAGUUCCAGGGCUUCGUCGGGCUGUUUACCCGCUUCCUGAAGGAGACCGGCCCCUCGGUCGAGUGGGAGAGGAUCGAAAGGCUGCCCGAAGAUGCCGUUAGAAGUUACGAAACGUUGCAGAAACCUACGGCCGAUUUGGUGCACCAGAUGCUCGAUAAACUGGUGGUGGUGAAAUUGAACGGCGGUUUGGGGACUUCGAUGGGUUGCCAUGGACCCAAGUCGGUGAUAACCGUGCGAAAUAACCUCACCUUUCUCGAUCUAACUGUGCAACAAAUCGAGAAUUUGAACAGAACGUACAAAGUGAACGUGCCAUUGGUAUUGAUGAAUUCCUUCAACACCGACGAAGAUACCGAGAAGAUAAUAAGGAAAUACAGGAAUCUGCAAGUAGAAAUUCUCACGUUUAACCAAUCCUGCUAUCCCAGGAUAAACAGGGACUCUCUAUUGCCGAUCGCCAAGGACGCCAAAGUCGGCGGCAACACCGAGGCCUGGUAUCCUCCUGGUCACGGAGACUUUUACAACAGCUUCAAAAACUCCGGGUUGCUGGAUAGGUUCAUCAAAGAAGGCCGCGAUUACUGUUUCGUAUCGAACAUCGACAAUUUAGGCGCCACCGUGGAUUUGAACAUACUCAAUCUGUUGCUGAAUCCCGACCACGAAAAAGGCCAGCACGAAUUCGUCAUGGAAGUCACCGAUAAGACCAGAGCCGAUGUUAAAGGUGGUACUCUUAUUCAAUACGAAGGGAAAUUGAGAUUAUUAGAAAUAGCGCAAGUACCCAAAGACCACGUGGACGAAUUUAAAUCGGUGAAAACCUUCAAGUUUUUCAAUACAAACAACCUUUGGGCCAAAUUAGACGCCAUCGACCGAGUCCUGAACGAAGGGCUGCUCAGCAUGGAAAUCAUAGUGAACAACAAAUCCUUGGACAACGGCCAGAACGUCAUUCAAUUGGAGACGGCCGUGGGGGCGGCCAUGAAAACGUUCGAAGGCGGCAUCGGCAUCAACGUGCCGAGGAGCAGAUUUUUGCCGGUGAAGAAAACCUCCGAUCUGUUCCUGGUGAUGAGCAACUUGUACUCGCUGAAAAACGGCUCGUUGACGAUGUCCCCGCAGAGGAUGUUCCCGACGACGCCGCUGGUCAAAUUGGGCGACAAGCAUUUCGCCAAAGUCAAGGCGUUCUUGGAGAGGUUCGCCGCCAUUCCGGACAUCCUGGAGCUGGACCAUUUGACGGUGUCCGGGGACGUGACGUUCGGGAAAGGGGUGUCUUUGAGGGGUACAGUAAUUAUAAUCGCAAAUCACGGUGACAGAAUCGACAUACCUGCGGGCGCCAUUUUGGAAAACAAAAUCGUCUCUGGCAACAUGAGAAUACUAGAUCAUUGAAGCGAUUAAAAGAAACUAACAAUAACCAGAAGAGAUCUAUAAUAAUUUAUUCGAGAGGUGAGUUUAAUAUAAUUAUAAAUCUCUCGAUAUUUAUAAUUAAUUAUCCCCCGGUUUUUAUUGUUUUGUUGUGAAAUUUGAAAUUUUGUUAUUUUUUCCUAAAUUGUUUAUUCAAAUUUAUAUAUUAUACAUCUUUAAAAUAAAAUAUACUAUUAUUU